CGCGCGCGCCCCGCGACAGGUCUGGAAGUGCGAGGAGGAGGACGCAGGGAGAAAAAAAACCAAAACGCUGCGGGAGCGAGGAGUGAUGGCGGUGAGCAGGAAGAAAGGGACAAGUUUGAGAGUGUAAUAAGUGGACCACCGCGGCGCCAAACGCGAUGAAGCAAGCUGGAGACGCCUUCGCUGUGAGUCUGUAGCUGAGACAGCGACUCCGAAGAAGCUCCGACCGGACCGAUGGCAGCACCUUUGUAAACUUGAGCGAUAAUAGUUCACCGACAAAUAGUCAUCAGUCUCUCUGAAGCCGGAUUUUUCUGUUAGGGCCGCAGUCGGAAGAAGCAAAGAAAAUGAUCAGAGCAGAAAACAAAGGAGGUGAGCGGACCCUCAGGAGCGCAUCCCCUCACAGAAAUGCAUACAAGUCUGACUUCCACGCCAUCAAGUGCACUUUUGACGGGUCGAAGUCCGAGAGCGAUCCCAAGUCGUACACGAAUGGAUCAAGCGAGACCCGGGAGGACUCGAGGGGGAGGCCCUUUGGGACCAGAGUGAACAAGAUAAAGAACAUAUUCCUGCAGAUGGACGGUCAACAACAGGAGUGCCAAGAGGGCAAAGUGACCCCAAAGCCCGACGUGUCACUUGUCUCCCCGACGAAGCUGCAAUUUCCAGUCAACACUCACAGAGUUAGCCUCAACAGUGCCACAAGCCCAGAGUCACAAAAUGUAGAUAAAACGCCGAAGGGGGAAGAUGUUGAGAUUGACAAAGUGGCUUUGGCAGAAAAGUUUUCUGUGACCAGAAAACUCUUUGAAAGGGGCAUCAAAGAGCCGCCUGCUGCCGAAAAGCAGUCUCCAAGCAGAGGAGUGACCCGUUUGUCCCUCGGAAGUUCCUCUGAUGAGGGGAAAUGCACGAAGAGAGCAUCGGGCUCCUCCGAGACCACUGUCAAAUCAGAGCAAAAUCUUAAAUCAACAGUUAAAUGUCAACCGGAUGAGAAGGCCGAUAGUGAGAAAAAUAAUGCGUCUAGAGGGUCAUUGAAUGCAGGACCCAUAUCCAAAAGGUUGGAUAAUUAUGUGGCAGAGAAUGACCUCGAAGACAACAACGCCGCUCCUGCAAAGGGAAGGGUGGCGUCCGCGAAACAACACAGUCCCACCGAAGACAUUUCUUUCUCUCCAACAAAGGACACCUUCCACAACCCUACUUCUAAAGAAGCCACUAAGUUUACGCCUGCGACUGACGCCACCAACAAGAACACCUCCCAGACCGCUGGUGUCACUACCAGACAGGCGUCCAUUGUUAAAGCAACCAUCGCAAACAAAUCUAACUCUCCAGCUACCGAGGUCGGCCACAGACCCCUCUCACCAGAGAAAUCGAGCCCAGUUAGCCAUGGCUGCAAACACUCUUCAUCAUCCAGUGGUGGUUUUAGUAGGACAUCUGUUGAUGAAGGCAAUACAGAUAGUCCGCCCCCAAGGGACGCCAAGCCGCCUCCUCCAUCAGCUGGUGGAUUUCAAAACACCAACAGGCCUAUAUACCCUGAAAAGGCCAGGAGUCCUACAACGGACAAGCCGUCCAGCCAGACCUCAUCAGUGGACUCCAGGGGGGUGGGCGUGGUGCGGGCAGAACUGGUGGUGGUUCAGAACGAGUCCUCGGAGAGUGAGGAAAACGAGAACGAGAACAUAGACAAUAAUGUGUUUGAGGGGCAGAGGGGGCAAAGCCCCAAAGACGACCUAACGACAAACCGGAAAAGGACCCCUGCGACAGAAAAAACAAGCAGUAACCCGGCUCAUCGUGUCUUGGCAAGAGAUGUUGCAAAAGAGACUCAAAGGACAGCGGAGACCGCGGUUGAUGGUACAGUCCUAGAGGACGACGAGCGAUUUCUGUUGAAAAAGCAAGACAUUUCAGCUGUGAGCAGCCGAGAUGUUGACAAUUACCCCGAGGAGGACGAUGAGGUCGCAGAGGAGGAGAGUGAGCCGGAGGAGCAGGUGGGCCACAUCAUCCCGGAUAGAGCCUCACCAGUAGUGUACGGUAUUGAGAAUGCAGCAUUUGUGGAUGACAGAGAUGUAGAUCAGAUACUCAGAGAAGAGGAGGAUGAUGAAGAAGAAGAAGAUGAUGAUGACGGCGAAGAGGAGGAAGAUCGAAUGUAUCGGGAUUAUGACGAAUGUUACGAGACCACUGGUCUGUCAGACGAGGAGGAGCCUCUCCCCAGGAGGAAGAUCAAGUUCUCCACGGAGCCCAUUCAGGUGUUCAGUACCUUCUCCAAUGAGGAUUAUGAUCGGCGCAAUGAUGAUGUGGAUCCAGUCGCAGCCUCUGCAGAGUACGAGCUGGAGAAGAGGGUGGAGAAGAUGGAUGUGUUCCCUGUUGAGAUUGAGAAAGGAGAAAAUGGACUGGGCAUCAGUAUCAUUGGAAUGGGAGUGGGAGCUGACCAGGGACUGGAGAAGCUGGGAAUCUUUGUGAAAACCAUCACCGAGGGAGGGGCAGCUGAGAACGAUGGACGCAUACAGGUGAAUGACCAGAUCGUGGAGGUGGAUGGUGUCAGUCUGGUGGGCGUCACCCAACUGUUUGCUGCAACCGUCCUGAAGAACACCAAAGGCACAGUGAGGUUCUCGAUUGGACGGGAACAGCCAGGCACUCAAAGCGAGGUGGCCCGCCUCAUAACUGAGACAUUAGAGCAAGAGAAGAACCAGCAGCAACAACAUCUGGAAGACCACUACGAACACUCUACAGAGGAGGAGGAGUGUCAGGAAGAGCGCUACGAUGAGGAGGAGGAGGUGGAUGAGAGGAUUUUGUGCUCCAGUUUCACCGCUGGGCAGAACGUGGAGCUGUAUGAGCUGCCCGACACAGAGGCGCUGUUCAUGCCGACCAACAUGGACGGCUCUCAGAUGGUCUUCAAGUUCAAAGAGUUGCAGCUCAAACACAGCACUGCUGCAGCAGAAAUAAAUCAACUGAAGGAAAAGCUACGUGCAUCUGAGGAGGAUCGAUCGCUGUGGGAAGCGAGGGAGUCUGCACUGGAGCAGAAGAUCGAGGAUAGUAACGACAAAUUGCUGAAGUUGGAGAGUUACUGGCUGGAAGCUCAGGGUCUGUGUAAGAUUGUGAAUGAGCAACUAGCCGAGACUCAGAGCCAGCAUGAGACGCUGGACAAGAAGUACAACAAGGCCAAGAAACUGCUUAAGGACUACCAGCAGAAAGAGAUAGACUUUGUGAAGAAAGAGGAGGAGCUGAGAAAAAUUCUAGAUGAAAAAGACAAGUGGUAUAAGGAGCAGCUGGAGAGCUUGCAGAAGAGGAUAGCUGUGCUGGAGUCCAGAGGGGCCUCGGACGAGGAGCGACUAAACGGCCACAUCCCAGACGAGAGAUUAACCGGUCGAGACCCGGGCGCCAACGCGCAGUCUGUGGACUCACCACUCGAAGAAGACUGGAACGAGUUGGUGCCGGAGACCGAGCGCUUGGACACCAGUGCGCACAAAGCAAGAGGCCUGCUGGCGCAGAGGGCCAAACGCCAGCCUCCGUCCCGGAACAAACUGAAGGACCACCUGACGGUGGCCUCAGGUCACACUCAGGAAACAGAUGAAGAGGAGGAGCAGGAAUCUCCCCGGAGGAGGAGGUCCAUCCAGGAGAGCUUGUAUCUUCCGGUGCCCGUCUGCUAUCCUGGGAAUGGACAAAAAGAGGAUGCAGGGGAGAACAGGGACGGAUCCAGGAGUAAAGCAGAGCUCUCCAGCAGCCCGUCUCUGUCCCCAUCACAGGGAGACGGUAUUGAAAGCAGUGGAAGUGUCUCUUUGUCCAGUCCAAAAGACCCCUCGUCCCCACAUUCCCCCUCUGGAUUAAUGCGCAAUGUGAAGAAGAGGGAGUCAAAAGGGAAGAGCAAAGAGCUCAAAGAAGAGACAAAUGAGGCCUCAUCAGCUGGAAAACCGAAAAGAAGAUUUCCAGACUUUGGAGGUCUCCGGAAGUCAGGUGGCAAAGGAAAAAAACAUGAUAAGGAGGCCAUGAGAGCAUCUUUAGACAGCAGGGGAUCGGCAGAGUUACUGGAGGAGUCCAGCGGGAACCUGUCUCCUGCCGAUUCAAUGUCCUCCAUCCCCACCUGUAUGCCCUUCUCCUGGUUUGGAGACAAAGAGAGGGACAGAGACCGAGAGCCCUCCUCCUCCAGCAGCAGCCUGCCGUACGCCGCGACCGAGACCAGCAGCGAGCAGAGCCAGGACCGCAAGAAUAAGACAAAUCUCUCCUGGUCCUCUUUAUUCAGUCGCUCAUUAGAUUUGAGUUUUUCAGUCAUAGAUGAUUCUAACCCUGCCAGCCCCAGUUCAGACGCCUCGGGGUUAGUCGCUGAGCCCAAUCUGUCUGGGCGCACACACACUUUAAUCUUCUCUUCCAGUGAGACUUUGGACGAUGAACCAGUGGCUGCAGGGAAAGAGUAUCAGUGGCAGAACCGGCCCGUCUCUGAAUGGACCAAUCAACAGGUCUGUCACUGGUUGAUGGGCAUGAACAUGGACCAAUACACCCCCGAAUUCACAGCCAAGGGUGUCGACGGCCAACAGCUCCUCAACCUGGACAGUGAAAAGCUGAAGGCCCUCGGGGUGUCAAGUCAAAGCGACCGUUCGACGGUCAAGAAGAAGCUGAAGGACUUGCGCAAGGCUCAGGAGAAGAUGGAGAAGCAGAGAGAGAAAAAAGAGAAGGAGGGGCGGCGCAGCGGGAGGCCGCCGGCCACCACCGACUCUGUCUGCUGAGUCAGCAGCGCCGCUCCCUGAAUUCAUUCAUCACUAGAAGAUCCCCGAGCAGCCAUCUUUGUUUAUUACUCUUUUUGUUGCCAUGAGGUGACAUUCCCGUGUAAACACCAAGAAGCACAGAGGUGACUGCCAGGCGACCCGACUGAUUGACGUUCACGCAGUGGCUCCUGAUUCUUCUCUCGUCAGUGACCCUCUGGAAUGUUUUAACAAAUGUCAGCGCAAACUAUUUUAAAGGAAGAAUGGUGAAUGUAAAAAAAGGAGAAAUGACUUGACCAAGAUGGAAUCCUAACAUCUUUUUACCACUAAUAGCUCAAAGCUGUAAUUAUAGAGAAAGAAAUGUUUUCAGAAUGAAAGAAUCAAAUGGUAGUUGUUGUGGAUCAUGCAUGCAUUCACCCAUGGAAGUCAACUGUCUACUGCUUUUCCAGCAUUUUAUAUUUUUGCUAGUAUAACUUGCCUGUUUCCGUGUACAUGGACUCUUCUGCAGGAGCGCUUGUAAAGUUCAGAUACAAGCACUAUAUUUGUCUUUUAAGCUUCAAAGGGUGACAAGGUUUUAAAUGUAUAAAUGACUUUUAUACAUGAGCUUAUUAACUGCAUAUCUUUUUUUACUUAAAUAUCAUUGUUCAUUUUAUACUGCAUCCCUUUUUUCUACUAAGUAGAAUAGCUAGGCUGUGGUAUUUCACCGAAUAAAAAGCAGCAAACGAAUCACGCAGGGACGAGGUGAAUCCACCGGGGCCUCUACGCGGCGUCCAACGGGAGGAACUCUUGGUACAAGCAUCAAUAAACUCAUUUUCACUUUA
Messenger RNA from Pungitius pungitius (ninespine stickleback), 5491 nucleotides. RefSeq names its product protein phosphatase 1 regulatory subunit 9A-like A (gene ppp1r9ala). The coding region runs from base 342 to 4694 and encodes 1450 amino acids. Gene Ontology annotation, molecular function: actin filament binding. The record is from RefSeq and is a predicted model, not a curated record. Gene Ontology annotation, cellular component: dendrite; actin cytoskeleton; cytoplasm. Lineage: Eukaryota; Metazoa; Chordata; Actinopteri; Perciformes; Gasterosteidae. Gene Ontology annotation, biological process: actin filament organization; neuron projection development; calcium-mediated signaling. The transcript is spliced from 20 exons.